This is a messenger RNA of Cricetulus griseus (Chinese hamster), 3880 nucleotides long. NCBI's taxonomy places the organism in Eukaryota, Metazoa, Chordata, Mammalia, Rodentia, Cricetidae. The record is from RefSeq and is a predicted model, not a curated record.
AAAGAGGAGAAAGGGGUGUCAGGACAGGGCGGCGCGGCGACACCCGAGGCCUAGUGGCGGCGGAGCGGAUUCAAGGCUGAAGCGAGCUUGAGAACGGCAAAGAUGUUAUGAACAUAAACAAUAUAGAAAUGGAUUAAAGUUCUGUAAACAAAUCCUUUCCAAUCCCAAAUUUGCAGAGCAUGGAGAAACCCUGGCUAUGAAAGGAUUAACGUUGAACUGUCUGGGAAAAAAGGAAGAAGCUUAUGAAUUGGUUCGCAGAGGUUUGAGAAAUGACUUGAAGAGUCAUGUGUGUUGGCAUGUUUAUGGCCUUCUUCAGAGGUCAGACAAGAAAUACGAUGAAGCUAUUAAGUGCUAUCGAAAUGCACUGAAAUGGGAUAAGGACAAUCUUCAGAUCUUAAGGGAUCUUUCCUUACUACAGAUUCAAAUGCGAGAUCUUGAGGGUUAUAGGGAAACAAGAUACCAGUUGCUUCAGCUUCGACCUGCACAGAGAGCAUCAUGGAUUGGUUAUGCUAUUGCUUACCAUUUACUAGAAGACUAUGAAAUGGCAGCAAAAAUUUUAGAAGAAUUUAGGAAAACACAGCAGACAUCUCCUGAUAAAGUGGAUUAUGAGUAUAGUGAACUCCUUUUGUAUCAAAAUCAAGUUCUUCGGGAAGCAGGUCUUUAUAGAGAAGCCUUGGAACAUCUUUGUACCUAUGAAAAGCAGAUUUGUGAUAAACUUGCUGUAGAAGAAACCAAAGGAGAACUUCUGUUACAGUUGUGUCGUUUGGAAGAUGCUGCUGAUGUUUAUAGAGGAUUACAAGAGAGGAAUCCUGAAAAUUGGGCCUAUUACAAAGGCUUAGAAAAAGCACUGAAGCCAGCUAAUAUGUUAGAACGGCUAAAAAUCUAUGAGGAAGCCUGGACUAAAUACCCCAGGGGACUGGUUCCAAGAAGGCUGCCAUUAAACUUUUUAUCUGGAGAGAAGUUUAAGGAGUGUUUGGAUAGAUUCCUAAGGAUGAAUUUCAGUAAGGGUUGUCCACCUGUCUUCAAUACUUUGAGGUCUUUAUACAGAGAUAAAGAGAAGGUGGCAAUUGUAGAAGAACUAGUAGUUGGUUAUGAAACCUCUCUAAAAAGUUGUCGCUUAUUUAACCCCAAUGAUGAUGGAAAGGAGGAGCCACCCACCACAUUACUUUGGGUCCAGUACUAUUUGGCGCAACAUUAUGAUAAGAUUGGUCAGCCAUCUAUUGCUCUGGAAUACAUAAAUACUGCUAUUGAAAGUACACCAACAUUGAUAGAACUCUUUCUUGUAAAAGCUAAAAUCUAUAAGCAUGCUGGGAAUAUUAAAGAAGCUGCCAGAUGGAUGGAUGAAGCUCAGGCCCUGGACACAGCAGACAGAUUUAUUAAUUCCAAGUGUGCAAAAUACAUGUUAAAAGCCAAUCUGAUUAAAGAGGCUGAAGAAAUGUGCUCCAAGUUUACAAGGGAAGGAACAUCAGCAGUAGAGAACCUGAAUGAAAUGCAGUGCAUGUGGUUCCAGACGGAGUGUGCCCAGGCAUACAAAGCAAUGAACAAAUUUGGUGAAGCACUUAAGAAAUGUCAUGAAAUUGAGAGACAUUUUAUAGAAAUCACCGAUGACCAGUUUGAUUUUCAUACAUACUGUAUGAGGAAGAUCACCCUUAGAUCAUAUGUGGACUUAUUAAAACUAGAAGAUGUACUUCGGCAGCAUCCAUUUUACUUCAAAGCAGCUAGAAUUGCUAUUGAGAUCUAUUUGAAGCUUCAUGACAACCCUCUUACAGAUGAGAAUAAAGAACACGAGGCUGAUACAGCAAACAUGUCUGACAAAGAGUUAAAGAAACUACGUAAUAAACAAAGAAGAGCACAAAAGAAAGCCCAGAUAGAAGAAGAGAAAAAAAAUGCAGAGAAAGAAAAGCAGCAGAGAAAUCAGAAAAAGAAAAAGGAUGAUGAUGAUGAGGAAAUCGGAGGCCCCAAAGAAGAACUUAUCCCAGAGAAAUUGGCCAAGGUUGAGACUCCAUUGGAAGAAGCUAUUAAGUUUUUAACACCGUUGAAGAAUUUGGUGAAGAACAAGAUAGAAACUCAUCUUUUUGCCUUUGAGAUUUACUUUAGGAAAGAAAAGUUUCUUUUGAUGCUACAAUCAGUAAAGCGGGCAUUUGCUAUUGAUUCUAGUCAUCCCUGGCUUCAUGAAUGCAUGAUUCGACUCUUUAAUUCUGUGUGUGAAAGUAAAGACUUACCUGAAACAGUUAGAACAGUAUUAAAACAAGAAAUGAAUCGUCUUUUUGGAGCAACAAAUCCAAAGAAUUUUAAUGAAACUUUUCUGAAAAGGAAUUCUGAUUCAUUGCCACACAGAUUAUCAGCUGCCAAAAUGGUAUAUUAUUUAGAUUCUUCUAGUCAGAAACGAGCAAUAGAGCUGGCAACAACACUUGAUGGAUCCCUCAACAACAGAAACCUUCAGACUUGCAUGGAGGUAUUGGAAGCCUUGUGUGAUGGUAGCCUAGGAGACUGUAAAGAAGCUGCUGAAGCUUAUAGAGCAAAUUGUCAUAAGCUUUUCCCUUAUGCUUUGGCUUUCAUGCCCCCUGGAUAUGAAGAGGAUAUGAAGAUCACAGUUAAUGGAGAUAGUUCUGCAGAAACUGAAGAACUGGCCAAUGAAAUUUGAACAUCAUUAAACAGCAAAUGGAAUGACUUUGGACCAUAUCUAGUGUAUAAUAUUUUUGUCACGCACCUGCUGCAUUGCUCUAACUUACACAGAAUGAGAGGAGUAAAUGUUCUUGCCUUCAAAUAGUCUUUUACGUUUUUUAUCCUGCUGAAAACUAUAUAUAAAAUAUCUAACAUUACAGGAUAUAGGUUCAGUUUCUUAAAAAUUAAAAGCUGCUAAAAUUGAGGGGUUUAAAAAAAAAUUCCAUAUCGUACUCCUACCUUCCCCGCCCAUGUUUUUAAACUAAUUUAUAUAAAAUCUGGAGGCUAUUACAGCUAACAUAGCAGGUGUGUGGCAGAAAUAUUACUUUAAAUUUGUCUUGUGAGAUUUUACUAUAUCUCAGACAGCAUAAAUGCUGUUUUAGCACUGGAUUCUUUCACUGAGCACAAAGAGUUGUUGGGGCUUUAGCAUCUGACUGAUUUUGUUACGGGGUUGAUUCUUGACCAUAGGAAGUAUGCAAUGUGAAUCACUAUGUACAGAGCCAUCUACAACAGACGCUUGACGUUGUAGAGACUGGGACACAUAGCUACCAAGCAGAUUAUAUGAAACCUAGAAGGUGUUCAGUACGUGUGUUGUGUUUCCAAAAUUUGCUGUACAUGAUCAGUUUGGUGUUCUUGUACCACAGUUUUUAACCGAAGGAACCAGUUGGAACAAUCUCAAUUUUAACAAAAACUUGAAGAACUAAAAUAACAAUGCAAAUCUUUAGCAUUGUUUUGGCCAAACUUGUUAAAACUGUAAUGCAAGAACCAAAUGCACUGUGAUGUGGCACCAACUAAUUAGCAAGCAUGAAUUUUUCACCUGAGAGUGAAAAAAAAAAAAAAAAAAGAAAAUCUACCAUGGCUUGAAGUUAAAGAGCAGAACUCCUGACUACCAUUCUAUGACUGAUCAAGAGACUAAUAGCUAAAAACCUCAGCAGGCCUUGUUCACGAUAUGCAGAAAAAAGUGCUGCAGUUUAGAUACCUCUGGAACUUUUCCACAGUGUCACAGGUUUGUAAUACUUGAAGCCCUUCAUUUCUAAGAAUAUAUUUCUUGCUCAGUUGUUUCAGGCAAGCCCAAGACUUUGUAAUUUUUAAAGGUCCCAAGAUUUUCAUUUCAAUAACAGACCAGCUUCUUUUUCCUGCAGUUACAAAUGUAAUUUCUUUUUUGUUGUCAAACAUAAGGUACCAAAUAUGAUGCAAUAAAUUGUUUUGAAAAACA